This is a messenger RNA of Gigantopelta aegis, 5857 nucleotides long. RefSeq lists its product as uncharacterized. Gene Ontology annotation, molecular function: adenylate cyclase inhibiting G protein-coupled glutamate receptor activity. Gene Ontology annotation, biological process: G protein-coupled receptor signaling pathway. Gene Ontology annotation, cellular component: membrane. Lineage: Eukaryota; Metazoa; Mollusca; Gastropoda; Neomphalida; Peltospiridae. The transcript has 7 exons. The record is from RefSeq and is a predicted model, not a curated record. The coding region runs from base 182 to 4603 and encodes 1473 amino acids.
AACAGCACAAGACUACAUACACACCAUAGUGGGGGUCAUCAGCAAACACCAUGACACACAGAAAACGUCUUCAUCUGAAAGAUCAUGGAUGACAGGAUGAGAUUUACUGACAAUAAUGUGAUAACUGUCGAGUAAAUUUUGAAACUUUCUGUAUUACUAAUUUGUUGUUUUAUUCACCUAUAUGGGACACAAAAGUUACCUGAAGGAAAUGACACAGGUGAGAGAAGACCGGAUGGCGUUGGGAAGGAUUACUUUGUUGUUGUUGUUGAUCGUUGUGUUGGGUACGGGUGUGUGUUUGGGCCAGGAUUACUGCGUGGCGAAGACGUCGCGUUGGAACGUCGACGCUGACGUCCACUUCGCGCUCAUGAUGAGUCUGAGGAAGGCAGACCGCUGCGAGAUGAUAUCGGGGGAGUCCAUACAACAGUACGCAGCGGCCGCCUGGGUGGUGGAGACACUCAAUCAAGGCUACCCGAACGAUUCUUACAUACCCGGAGUGAAAUUUGGGUUCGAGUUAUACGACGACUGUCAGACUCCAAUAUAUGCCGCUCGCAAUGUCCUCCAGAUUCUGAACCCUACUCUAGCAAAGGAGAUAACCGAGUGUCAUAUCACCCAAAACACGUCUUUAUUUCUAGGAAUAGUUGGGCCCAGUCGAAGUUCAACAUCAGCGGAAGUGUCUCGCCUAAUGAGGAAUUCUGGGAUACCUGUAGUGAGUCCAUCAGCCACUGCCGUGGAGCUAAGCAACAAGACGCUGUAUCCAACAUUCUUCAGGACAGCCUUCCCCGACACCUACCAAAUAGAACCGAUAUUACAGAUACUGAAGCGGCUGACAUGGACCUACGUGGUCGUUGUUCACAGCGACGACAUCUACGGACGCUCGGCGGCCGCCAUGCUGCACGACCUCGGCCGGAAAGAGAAGAUUUGCUUCGUCAAGUCUUUAGAGAUAUCCAGCAAGACCACGGCCUCGGACGUGUUCCGCCAGCUGGAGGCCCUGAAACGCACGGCGCAGCAGGAAACCCUUGGAAUAGUCUACUUCGGCCAGAAGGACAAUGCCGAGAGUCUCAUGUACUAUUUCACAAACGUUGUGGUGAGCAAGAAGAUGUACUGGGUCAUGUCUGACGCCGUUGGCAGGAACCAAGAUGUGUUCGGAGGGAAGAAGGGCGUCAACGGAAUACUGACACUAUCGCCAGCAGGCACGCAUUUAGAAGGACUGAACAACUUCUACAAGACGAAGUUCAGCACAGAUCCGUUAUUUCAGACCUACCUUAAGAACUCCAACAUAAAACUCAGCGAACUGCAGAGACAGAAUGAUUACGUUCCUCUGUCAGUGGACGCCUUCUAUACGUUUGCCGUUGCGCUGAAGAACGCUCACCAGAACCUUUGCGGCGCCAGCCAAGGCGUCUGCGAUGAUCUCAGGAGACAGAUAGAGACACACGACUUCCUGCAGUUCGUCAGGAAUGUCAACGUAGACUACAGCGCCGUGGGUGCUCGUUUUGCGCCUGCUGAAUUUGUCCAGAGUAAUCGCAAGUUCAGCUUCGACAAGAAUUUCGAUGUGGUGAGGAAAGACGGUUCUCCCAUCUACAAGAUCAACUCUGUCGAUUUAAGUGAUGAAAAAAAGUUUGUUGAUGUCGGAACUUAUCGCACUACGGGACUAACGUUAAACACGCAUUUGAUUCGAAUGCAGAAAGGCAACACUGAAGUUAGUGGUGAUAACCUCCCGACGUCUCUGUGCCUAGGCAAAUGUUCGCAGUGUUCAGACUUCGGUCAGAUUCCUAUGGUGUUCUACCCUGGCGACGCGUACAUCCUCGGAAUAUUCUCACUGCACGGAAUUAAACAAGACAAUCCAUUCCAGUGCGAAGGUUUCCGCUCAGUUGCUAGUGACACGGUCAUCCUGGAAGCCUUUCUGCACGCAGUGCACCAACUAAACAAACUGACUGGUAUAAAAUUCGGCGCUGUCGUCUUCGAUGACUGCUACAGUCCCGUUCGAAUAACCAGCAUCUUGUCCGACUAUUAUUCUGGAUUCAGUUCCGUAAAUUCCGAACAGUUUAAGGAAAUGGUACCGAAGAAUAAAACGGUCGCUGUGAUUGGUCCACUUUCCAGUGGAGCGACCAUUCCCGUCGUUCAGUUCUUCAGUCGCUUGAACAUCCCUGUAGUUUCGUAUUCGGCGUCUUCUCCGGACUUGGACGAUCGAGUAAACUUUCCGAAUUUUCUGCGGACUGUCCCGAGUGACAUACAGCAAGCCAAGGUGAUGGUCGACAUCAUCCUGCAGAUGAAGUGGGAGUAUGUUGGACUGAUGUACGUUGCAAACAACUACGGAACGAAGGGUAAACUAGCCUUCGAAAAACUGGCAUCUGAAAGCGGUGUUUGCGUUGCCGAACCUUUCGCGAUUGCCGAAACUGACGACGGAGAGGUAGCCCUUCACGAAGUGUUGCGCAAGCUCCGACAACAGCAGGCCAAGGUGGUGGUUUUCUUUGGCAUAGACACCCUGUACUCUAGAUUCUUGGAAGUUGUUCUAAAAAAGAAGGCCUAUGGAGAUUUUAUCUUCUUGGCUAGCGAGGAAUGGGGCACCAAAGAGGCCCUUUUGAACACUGGGAAGAAGGCCGCACGGGGAUCGCUAACCUUAAAACUGGAAACCAUGAAACCCGCUUUUACCGGUUUUGGCGAGGCGCUCCUUUUGAAAAACCUUUCCACCAAUGAGGAAAAUCCGUGGUUCGAAGAAUUCUGGCAGAGCCAGUUCCAGUGCAACAUCGACGGUGGCUUCAACAACGUCUACAGCAGGACCUGUAACGGCAGCGAGAUUCUGACGCACAGCGUCAUCGACAGACACCUGAACGACCAGCGAGUGGACCACGUGGUGAACGCCGUGUACGCCAUCGGGCUGGGAAUCGCGAAGGCAAAGAAAGACCUGUGCCACGACUCGUCCCCACCGUUCCCGUGUAGAUUCUUCUACAACCCGAAAUACUCAAAACAGGUCUGGAAGUCAAUCCGUGGUGUCAACUUCCCAGGAGGGACACCCAUGUUUGACGAAAAUGGAAACGGAGCAAUCGGUUAUAAAAUAUACAACGUCCAGCAGAAGAACGACCAGUACGAAUAUGUUGAGGUUGGAACUUAUAACAGUGGUGUUUUGUCUUUGAAAACGGACCAGUUACGUUUCUAUAACGAGCUUGGAGACGCUCGCAGUACGAUAAGCUCGGUGUGUGACUACUCGGGUCUGUGCUCCCACUGUGUCCGUAAAACCUCACCGGUCGACCCUGGAUCGUCAGAGGUCAUCAGGCCGCUGGACAUCAUACUCAUCGUUGGUCUAGCACUUGUGUUUGUGCUUGUUGUCAUAGGAACCGUGUGCCUUAUCGUCUGUUUCAGGAGGGCCGCGACUGGAUUAAGCAAAGAUAUACAGAGACACUGCGGCGGUCAAGAACACGUCUACCAAGCUGUUUCAGACAAACGUGUGUAUCAGAACCCAGCACACCGUGAGCGUCAGGCUCGAUACAAUCACUCAGCCGCCAGCAUCUCAUUCAUGAACGGGAGUCAGGGGAGCCUCACUGACAUACCAAAUGGCGAGGUCAACCGGGGCUUUGUCGGUGAUAACCACACCACUCCCCCUGCGGCGCUGAGGUCUGUGUCACAGAUGACCCAAGUGAAGGACAACUACACCAGUAGUGGAGAUUCUGUUCCAGUGACCGUGUCCUCCAGUCACCCGUCCCUACAUGACACAGACAGCUGGGCAGCGCAGCACCUCUCCGGCACGCCAACCCCAACAUCGUCAAACAGUGUGUUGGUCCAGGCUAACCCCAGGAACUUCUCUGACAUUCAGACGGUGACCUCUCUUAAUAUCCCUAACGGUCAAAUACCUCAGCAGUCGUAUCUGAAUCCAGGCAUUCCUGUAAGACCUUCUGACCUAAAGUUGACGCCGAUGCAGAUGCAAAUGCAACAUGAUCUGUAUGAUCAGAACUGCUUUCCUCGAUCACAGUUUUUAUCCAUGUCGGAUUCGAAUCUACAUCUCAUAAAUGAAGCACAAAGCCCUGCGUCAAACCUUUCACUCCAGAGAACCGUGCGUGAGCAGUAUCUCCCCUCUUGUGAAAACGCAAGCUCCAUCUCUGGUGCAAAUUACACAAUGACGCCUUCUCUCUCACCGCCAACACUCUCGUCGCCAUCCGAAUCGGUCUUCAGCAGCCGAGCUCGACCCACUGACAUAGAGAUGCAGUUGUUACAAAAGCAGCAUCAACUUCAGCAGCUACAGCAGCAACAUUUCAACCAGCAACAGCAGUUGCAACAGCAACAGCAGUUGCAGCAACAGAAGCAGCAACAACAACAGCAGCAGCAACAGACCAAUUUUCAUACAUCUCCUGGAAGCACAACAAGGGCGGUAACAGGCAAUCAAACAUUUCCGCAACGAUUUGGAAUGCCUACAACGCCUGUCAGUGGAUCGUCUAAACCUCCUCUUCCUGCGAGGAACCAGGAAUCCCCGAGCUCAACAAAACUGAAUGGAAGCGUGGACUCUAUUCAUUCCGUUGGGCAGGACCCAUCUACAGUUUCAUCUCCAGACCACACGUUUGAUAGAGUUACUCUAGACCAUCACGGACUCAAUGCCAAAAUCUCCAGGGUUUGAAUUUUCUAAACACAGCACUGUUGUUAGAGACAAAACACUUGCGACAAUUGCUCAAAUAUUAGUCCAUUUUCUUUCUUCGUAACCUUGUGUAGUAGCAACAAAUCAUCUUUGGGUCAUCUUUCAAAAACAGAUAAUAAUAAUUAUGGUUAUAAAUUAUGUAUUAUAAAUGACUAUCCAAAAUCACUGCGACUAUUAUUUCGUAUAUUUUGUUCUCAGUGCUUAAAUACUGAAGUUUACGUUUUUGAAUUUUAUGCAGUUUUAUUGUGUGUAUGGCAGACGAUUCAUACAGAGUACAACUUUUUAAAGUUGAAUAAUAGAAAAACAAAUUCAUAUUGUUACCUACUGGGAAAGUGGUAGAGGAUAAUAACCAUGGGGGUAGAUUGUCCGACAGCAGUUUUCCACGGGGGAUUGUCCGCUGCUAACAGUAGAGUGUUUGACCGUGUUCACUUGUACUGAACACAAAUUUCCAUGUGCCUAACAGGAAAUCCUAUUCAAUAUGACUGUAUUUGUUUUAUAACAUGAGUGUAAUCACCAAAGGAUUAUUGAUAUGUUAUUUUCAUUUGCGUCUAUUGGCAUCUCAGUAAAGAUGUGGGGUUUUUUUUUAAAUAGUAUGAUUUACUACAAAAGGGCGACUUUGUGUUUUCUAUAUUGGAGUUUAUUACAUCGAGGUGCAGGACAUAACGUAGGAUAUUUUUCUGUAAACCACAAUGUCAAUUACACCUUUAGAGAGAUCAUGACCUCCAAUAAGCUGGUCAACAGGGCAACACUAUAUGACUCCGCAUAGAGAUUCACAUAAAAUGUGUACAUAUUGUUUAUUUCGAUUCAUACUUGAUUAAACCGACAAAUGUUUUAGUACAAAUUUGAAUGUGUUUAUAGCAUAAUUGAUUUUGUAAACGUCAUUGAAAAUGUGUGGUUUCAUUGUUAAAUCAGAUGACCGUUACACGAAGUCAUUCAAAUGAACACCCCAAUGUGGUGUUAUUUCAUAUUUCUCUUAUUUGUGUCUGGGGUAAUUUUACCGAUUUUGGUUCAGUGAUGUGCACUGUAAUGAACAGAAUACUCUUCUCUUCCCGUAAGAGACCGAUUAUAUUAGAACUGUUAUGUUUUCAGUCGUCCAUUACUCCCUUUGCGCUGUUUCUCGUUCCAGCCAGUGCAACACAACUGGUAUAUAUCAAAGGCGGGGGUAUGUGCUAUCCUGUAUGUGGAAUUGUGCAUAUAAAAGAUCCUUUGCUAUUAAUGGAAAAAAAAUGUAGCGGG